Messenger RNA from Acipenser ruthenus (sterlet), 4484 nucleotides. RefSeq names its product sperm-tail PG-rich repeat containing 4 (gene stpg4). Gene Ontology annotation, cellular component: germinal vesicle; male pronucleus; female pronucleus. Gene Ontology annotation, biological process: epigenetic programing of male pronucleus. The record is from RefSeq and is a predicted model, not a curated record. The coding region runs from base 179 to 910 and encodes 243 amino acids. NCBI's taxonomy places the organism in Eukaryota, Metazoa, Chordata, Actinopteri, Acipenseriformes, Acipenseridae. Gene Ontology annotation, molecular function: chromatin binding; histone binding. The transcript has 7 exons.
CAUUCUUUUUAAAAGCAACACGAAUAAUCCAUUGCGCGGAGUGUUUGUUUCCAGGAAGUGGAGUUUGUUUGCUAAGUUACAAUACACUAUAGCCAGGCGACUGAAUUUCUUCUGGCAAGUGAGCCCCUAACAACGUGAAGCAUACGAACACUGGAUCUGAGAUACCAGGGCCAUCAUUAUGACAGCCGGACAGAUAAGAGACACGACCAACUUAAAACACGCCAAAGCGGAUCAUUUUGUCAAAACUAGAGACAAGAACAGCUCUAAAGACAAAGGCUCAGACCGAAGCGGGUGGUGGAGAAGCACACUAAAAGAAUCACCUAUUCCUGGAACCUAUGAAAUCCGAGACUUUAUCAGAGAGGCUCAGCUGAAUCCAGUGAAGCAGACGUACUGCUUCAAGGGAGAAGGCAGGAAGAAGGGUGUUGGUGCAGCCCGCAAAGGGGACCUCCUGUUACCUGGUGCCUACUCCCACACUGACUGCAUCCAGCUACUAGAGAAACAGCAAGUCACCUACUCCUUCAAGAACUCCCCCAGGAAAGAUGCCUUCAUGCUGUGCUAUAGAGACAAGGACAUGAAUACCUCACCGUGCCAGUACGACAUGUUCCCAAAACCAGUGGCCAGGUUGCCUUGCAAGUAUGCAAACUUUCGAUCCACAGUUCUGCGAUUCCCCACUAUCUACUUUGUUCCUAAAGAAGGCCCUGCUCCCGGUCAGUACAAUGUGAAAAGUGCACCUCCGCCUGCUGUCACAUCUUGCUUUCGUUCAGCAGUGCCCCGCAUGGUCUCAGCGCGCAGUAAAACUCCUGGACCUGGAACGUACGAGGCUUCGAGGCAGAUGCCAACGCAGACGAAAGCAAUGGCAACCAUGGGCCACUUGCAUGGGCUCUUCUUCCGCAAUGCAUUUGAGUUUUAAAUUCUGUUGAAAACACCUGUCAGUGUCCGUGUGCGCUUUUUUGUGACACAGCACGCUGCAGCAACAUUUUAAUAUGUAGUUCAGUCAUAGGGUGGAAGAGGAUAUGAAGCUGAGUUCAGUAGGGUUUUGCUGUAGAUUUUUCUUUUGCUUUCCUCAGUUAGUGCUGGGACAAAUAUUUAAAGAUGUGAAUAAAAACUGCUUCAGAUGUAUUCAGAGACAAAAGGUACCAUGUUCUUUCUGGUUCCUGUAAUAGAGUUUAAAGUUGACCAUAUCAAAAAGAUAUCACGCAAAAAAGAAAAAAUCAGUGCAUCAGUGAUGUCUGAUAAAAGAACCACAUGAGUUCUACUGUGUGCACGAGUGAUUCUCUCCUUUGUUUGUUUGGAAGGGUGUUUAUGGGGUACGAGUCCUGGAUCAGCUUGCAUGAUGUCAGGAUUUUCCAUCAAGUCCCAGUCACUUAGACACAGUGUGUAAUGCAGCUGAUGUGAAAAGAAGAAUACAUUGAAAGUUGAUCACAGUUUUUGUGUCUCUCUGUUGGAUCUUGGUAUCUUUGUAGUAGGACAGCUUGCAAGAUUUCCAGCUCUUGACACAUUAUUCUUGUUACUCAUUGGGCUUAGCCAGUGUUUGUUAAAUCAAAGUGUUAAUCUUUCUACAGAUCAGAUUUGUGAGCUAUCCUUUGUGGGGUAAUCCACCAGUAACAAAGCCAAUAUCUUAAUUAAAGAGUUAAGCUACAGAGAUGGCAAAUGAGAUAAGUCUUGAAGGAGUGAUAAAGACUUUUCUUACCUCUUUUUUUAUUAGCAAUAACUGCUCCCCUCAGUGAUAUAAUUUCCUUUUUUUAUAAUUUAAUUAUUCAGGCUUUGCAAAUAGUGUAGAUAGUGUGACCUAUAGCACUUACUGUGCUAUAGGUCACAUUUUCUGCAGUUAGACUUUUCUACAGCACAUGGGAAAAAAACUCAUUGCACAGCAGUUUGAGACAUUUCAGGUUUUAAAAGUAUUUGCUUAAUUCAGCUUAAUUAAACUGACAGUGAAAUGUCGAAGGGCUCAAACCUAUACGAAUUUGGGAGUCUUUGUUGAAAUAGGAACAAAAGAACAUCAGAAAUGUCUGAUCAAGAGGAGGAAGUAUUAGUCCAUCAGUGCUGGCUGAUCUGAAAACUUUGAGUCGGGCCAUGAACAGCAUGGUUAAGCCACCCAUCUCUCUCCUUCACCACUCUGAGUAAAGAAGUGUUUCCUACUCUGUGCCCUGAGUCUGUCUCUGGACCCUAGACUAAAGGCAUAACCCCCUUCCAAAUACUGUGGUCACAUCCUGUGUAUUCCAGAAUCUCACAGUACUGGGUUGUUGAGUUGGCAGAUGGAAUUCGCCCGUACUAUAUAUACCCUGAAGCUGGAUUUCAAUGAGUGACCUGCUAGCCCUGGAGUCAGCCAGCAUCUGUGUGGCUUCCUGAUGUCCGCUCUCUCUGUUAAACAUGCCAUUGUGUUCAUUGAGAUUGCGUCUCUCCUGUUUGCUCUGGGAUGCUCAGAGAGGUGAGGCAGGGGAAAGUGUGCGCCCCUGCUAGAUGCUUCCUGCAGAACCAGUUUCAGCCCUGACUGCUGGAUGAAGUCCCAGCCCUCUGCAGAAGCACACUCAUCACCUGCCGCUUUGGCUUGGCAAGCUUCUCCACGGGAAUUACAAUCAAGCCUGUAAUGGUUCCCCAUCCCCUAUAAAUCAGCAGGUAAUCUGGAUCACGUCUUGGAAAUGCACAGCAGGGGAUCAUCAGUCCGUGCAUUGUGGCAUAUAGAAACAAAUCGUGUCUGAGUGAAGAUACAUCUCAGGGGGCUGUUUGUUUCAGUAAAGUAUUCCUUGUGCAGAAUCCUGAGCCCUGUUGACAGGUAGAUAGGUAGAUAAUGCUCUUCUCUCAACGGUGCUGGACACAUCAUUGAAGCCUAGGUCAGCUGGAGGUGUUGUGCACUAAUGGCAUGGGGAAGGACAGUCUAGACAGCUCCAUUGCCUCCUUUACCUGCUUUACAAAGGAAGACAUUUAAAUGAAUGAAUAAUAUCAUGUUGCUAUGAUUCUAAACCAUUUUCAAGAUGUUUAUGCACUGCUGUGUACAGCCAUACCAUCUCUUUUAUGAUCGUUGUGAUCGCAAUGAAAACAAACAUUCUCUUUUGUGGCUAACAAAGCAAAGGAACAGCACAGCGGCGAGCACAGCUGUAGAUGUGGAAGCAACCGAUACAAUCCCUACCUGGAUUCACUAAAUCUCUAAAUAAUGUAAAGCUGUGGUGCAGAUGACCUCUAUUGGGUCACAUUAGUAAUAUCCAUUGAUUUAUUUAACAUCUCUUCCAGUAUUGGAGCAGAUGGAUAGUCGUGUCAAUAUUGGUGAUUUAUACAGGACCAGUCUAUAGAAUGCACACUAAAUUAAGGGUUCUCUUAAAAGCAGGCACUGCUCUUGUAUUUUUGUCUCAAAUGUUAGUGGUGCGCUGGACACUAACUGGUCUGUAUCAAUUUUCUAGUAGAAAGAGACCACUUGGUUAGAGAGAGUCUGUUAGGGAUAUAGGCACAACAAGCAAUAUAAACCUUUUGAAGAAUGAAUGCGGCCAGGGGUUCAUCUGUGCCGGAACACACAGGAUCCCACAUCUGGUACCUUUUUGCCUGACAGGUGAGAAUUGGAUAAAGGUGUCUGCCAAAUAAAAAAAUAAGUAAUAAUAAUAAUUAUACAGUUUGCAAUGAUGAACCAUAUGUCAGUCUGCCACAGUAUCACGAUCACAGUUUUGAGCCAUUUGAAUACAUAUAUUUAUUUUUUCCUUCAAAGCAUAGCAUGCUAAAUCAAAAAUCUUAAACCUAGUUUAGGAAUCUUUCUCAUAAUCUCUCAUGCCAGUUUUUUUAUUAUUAUUGUACUUUCCCACUUUCCAAUAUUGCUCCAAUAUUCCCUUAUCUUCUCUGAAGCUGUGAUAUAUAUGGGACUGUAUGUUGAAAACGAUGAAAUCCUGCUGAAGCACUAAGCUAAUACAGAACAUGACAAAUGCAGAGCAUAAGCGUGGGCGAAGCUUACAGUAGUUACCAUUGCAAACUAUUAUUUUUAUCAGGGUUUUAUAAGGUAAGGCACAUCUGAAGGUGAGUUUCCAUACUCCUUAGGUAAAGUGAAUCGUCAGACAUCUCUCCCAGUGUGUCUGACAGAUUACUGUCAGCUAGGGCUCUCAUUAUUCAUGUUACAUAACAAGAUGUCCCAUUGCACAACCUGUCUGUCCUAUUGUACAACCUGUCUGUCCUAUUGCACAGCCUGUAUGUCCUGCGGUGAGAAGGAAAUGUGAUGGGUAAGCACUGUGAAGCACAGCUUUGGUAAUGCAUACUAUUAUUAUUAUUAUUAUUAUUUAUUUCUUAGAAGACGCCCUUAUCCAGGGCGACUUACAAUUGUUACAACAUAUCACAUUAUACAUUAUUUCACAUUAUACAGAUAUCACAUUAUUUUUACAUAAAAUUACCCAUUUAUACAGUUGGGUUUUUACUGGAGCAAUCUAGGUAAAGUACCUUGCUCAAGAGCAUUGCAAAAAAAAAAAGCAUUGCAACACCAUUCUAUCUAUGGUAAAUGCAUAGUAUAGCCA